AUGGCACCGCCAACAAAACCAACAAUACUCUUCGUGCACGGCGCAUUCCACGGCCCAGAAUUCUUCGACGCACUAAUCUCUCCGCUGAACGUUGCUGGCUAUACUUCCAUCAAGAACGACUUAAAACUUCCAAGCGCAGAACUGAACUCCGCGAGCAGUCUGCAACAAGAUAUCGAUGUUCUGCGGGCCAUGGCAUUGCAGAUUCUGGACGGUGAGGAUGGCGCGGAUUGUGUCGUAGUCAUGCACUCCUACGGCGCUGUUCCUGUUGCCGAGGCCCUUCGUGGUCUCAGCCGCGAGGAAAGAGGCGACAAAGCCACGGCCGUAGUCAAACUCGUGUACUUAUCCUGCAAUAUUCCCCAAGUCGGGGAUAGUCACUUGAAUCAGGUCAUGGUCUCGUUUCAGGAGUUGGGGUUGUCGUCUGAUUUGCCUGUUGAGGUUUCUGAUACCGGCGUGAUAAAGUUCACCGGCGACACAGAAUUCUUUUACAAUGGGCUUCCUGAGGACCAGAAGGCUAGUCUGCUUCCGAAUCUGACUACACAGUCAGCUGCGUCACUGAUCACCCCAUUGAAGGGUCCCUUGGCAUAUGAAAAGAUUCCGGGAUGGUAUCUAAUCUCCAAAGAGGAUAAGGCCUUGCCCGAAGAGUUUCAGAGGGUGUGUAUCAGUGUUGUAGGAGAUAUGAUGGAGAAGGUUGAGGAGGUAGAUGCCGGACAUAGUAGCUUUUUGGUCAAGCCGGAUGUGGUCGCUGAUUUUAUUGUGCGGGCAGUGAAGAGUGUAUCAUAG
This is a messenger RNA of Talaromyces marneffei, 780 nucleotides long. RefSeq lists its product as uncharacterized. The record is from RefSeq and is a predicted model, not a curated record. Bases 1 to 780 code for a protein of 259 amino acids. The transcript is spliced from 3 exons. Lineage: Eukaryota; Fungi; Ascomycota; Eurotiomycetes; Eurotiales; Trichocomaceae.